AUGGAACCCCCUAGUGACAGGACUGAUGUCCCAGGGAGCAUGCAGGGCAGCGACCAGCAAUCCGAGCUGACCCCAGGAACAGCUGGGAGUGCUCAUAGAGUACAAUGCCCCUCUCUCAGUCAAGUCCUUUCCGAAUUGGCUUCACUGCCACCGGCGUCCACACUUGCGGCAAUUGAGCCGUUGCCAUCUGAAGAACAAAAGAACUUGUUCGAGUCACUGCAGAAAUCCCUGAAAGCUGCAGAAAAUGCAAACAUUUUGGACGCUCUGAAAGAUACUCCAGAUAUUCUCCAGAAGUUGUGGAAGUGCAGAUCGCCCUACCUAGUGCCAGCGGCAGAGGCUAUGGCGAAUGGCAGCAGAGCCCCAUUAUGGCGGGUCUCCUACGGCAAGAUUGGAGUCUUCAACUUUUUCCUUCAGCUUAUAGCGUCGAAGGAGACCAUUGAUAACAGAGUCAUCCUCCAUGCGUUACGGCUCGUCGGCAACUCCUGUGCUGACACUAAUGACAAUCGAGAGAUUGUAGUGGAACACAAUUACACGGCUGCCAUUCUACAGCACUCAAGCAAUCCCGAACUGAUUCAAGUGGUGAUCCCUGUCCUGUAUAACAUUUGCAUCGACUUCGGGCCUGCUCAGACACAGUUAGCUGCUGAUAAGAUAGUCUAUAUCCUCUUGAAACUAGUGAAAAACGGUGCAUUUAAAGACAACGAUGCUCUGCUUGAUUAUGUCUUUGAGCUUGUCGAGUUGGUCGGAGAACAAGAACAAGGAAUUUCCUCAUCUCCCAAUGGGACCAUCUCGCUUCUUGUAGAACUUGCUCUUGACGAAGAUGUGGCUUCCACCCCAGCGCGUUUCUCCGGUCUUGUCAGUGGCCUGGCGACAUAUCUAAACAAUACGCGCUUCCAAGAAAUUUGCAUAUCUAAUUACAUAGUGCCCAACAUUUUGGCGGUGCUCAGCCGGUCACUGACCUUCAAUACUGAGUCCUCUGGCGAGGAUACCCAGGCAUUAGCACAGUCACGGUUGAAGAUCAACCAAAUCCUUGCGGAGAUCUCCGGAUCGACCUCAUUCGCGCAGUACUAUCCGCUAGACUCCCCUCUGGCUCAGUCUCUCAAGACGUGGCUAACAUCGACGGAGGACCAACUGCAGAUAUGCUCCUGCGUUAUCCUGGGCAACUUGGCUCGCUCAGACGCGACGUGCGAAAGGAUGGUUCAAGAUCUGAGAAUACAUGAAGAAUUGAUAUCUGUCCUUAAGAGUGAUGUUAGAGGCGCGGUCUUACACUCUGCACUCGGAUUCCUGAAGAACCUUGCGAUCGCUGGGAAUAACAGGCUGGUACUUGGAGAGGCUGGCAUACUCCCAGCGGUUUCACGUCUAUGGCAAUAUGAGUCUGUCCCUCAGGUUCAGUUUGCCGCCACAAGCAUCGCAAGGCAGGUGACUGUGGCAGCGAUCGAUAAUAUUUCUCGUCUCCUAGAGGGACUUGCCAGGGACGGCACUGAUUCUAACGACGAACGGACGUAUUUGUCUUUGCUACUUGCUCUCUUCCAGAAAACAGACUCUACUCCCAUCAAAACAGAGAUUGGACGCACCGUGGCCUCCAUAUGCCGUACUUUGGUGCCAAAAUCUCGGGAAGGGGAUCCCACUGCUGCUGCCCUGCUGUCCAGAUUCUUUGACUUACAUGAGGACAUCGCGCUGCCGGUUGGGGCUAUGAUUGCCCAAUCACAAUGGCCCGUCGUCCGGAGUGAAGGCUGGUUUGCCAUGGCCCUUAUGGCGUCCACUAAAGCGGGCGCCAUGGCAGUUUCAAGAUCCCUGCAAAAGAUGCAAAUUCUUCCACUACUUGAGGAGACGUUGAGUGCAGAUACCUCCGAAUCUACGGAGGAGACCGAACAAAUGCAGGCAAAGAAAGAUCGUGACAAUAUUUCUGUCCUGGUGCAGGAGUUGUUGAAGAGCGAUCCCGACACGCUUGCCGAAACCGAUAAAUCUACCAUGCAGCAGUUGAUGCAUAGUCAUGUUUCAAGGCAUCUGCAAGACUCUAAGUCGACAUUGAACGGAGCAUUCCUCCAGCUGGCCGAGGAUGGAGAUGACGACAAUGGAAAGACUGGCGAGAUGCAGAUGCUGGAAGUCUCGCGCCAGGAGGUACGAAAGACCGUCGAUGACGAUGCGCGAGGCUUGAAGCGACUCUGGCAAUCGCUCUACGUCUUUACAUACUGUUACAUAUAUGACCCGAUUGCGACGGGCUUCCGCUUUGUCCAUCUGGUAAUAAUCUUCCUGCCUGUCAUUCUUACGGCUCCGACGAUAUGCUUUGGUAAGCAGUUGAAGGAUCGUGAGGGUAUACGCACGGGGACUCUAUGGUGGUAUAGGUUUCUGGUCCGAUCUAUGGAACGCGCAGGCCCAGCUUUUAUCAAGCUUGGACAAUGGGCGGCCUCACGUACAGACAUCUUCCCACCGGAACUUUGCGACAUCAUGUCAUCACUGCAUUCAAAUGCACCUGCACACUCCUUGCAUCAAACGAAGAGAACGAUAAGGAAGGCAUUCAAUUGGCUGCCAUUCGAAGACAUUUUCGAGGAAUUCCAAGAAGAACCAUUGGGCGUGGGCGCUAUCGCGCAGGUAUACAAGGCGAAGCUGAAGCCCAAUCUUGCGGGGACCGAUGACGACAUCGACCUUCAUCCACAUGGUCUACGAGACAAGGUCCGAAAGAACGUUGGAGCGUUAGUCAAAAGCUCUCCUCAACGCGUACCAUCGUCUUAUGUAGCUGUCAAGGUGCUUCAUCCGAGGGUAGAACGCGUGAUUCACAGAGAUCUGAAGAUCAUGUCGUUCUUCGCAUCCUUAAUUAAUGCCAUACCUACCAUGAAUUGGCUAUCUUUGCCGGAUGAAGUUCAUCAGUUUGGUGAAAUGAUGAAAUUACAAUUGGAUUUACGAAUUGAAGCCACGAACCUCGUCAUGUUCCGUGAGAAGUUCAGGUCACGCACUACAGCCUGGUUCCCAUAUCCGUAUCUGGACUACUCUACUCGCGAGGUGCUCGUGGAGGAGUUUGCACAGGGUAUUCCACUGUCGACCUUCCUCGAGGUAGGAGGAGGCGUCUAUCAGGAAGAGAUCGCGAACGAAGGCUUAGAUGCCUUCCUCCAUAUGCUGUUGAUCGACAACUUCGUCCAUGCGGAUCUGCACCCCGGGAAUAUCAUGGUUCGAUUCUACCGGCCAAGUGAAUUGGAUUUGUCACUAGGAAAUAAGUCUCGCGCAUCGGAGGCACCAUCUGCGGAAGAGGUUGAUGUUACAGAAUCUGUGCUUGCACGGUUGCGCCCACACAUCGAUAAUCGGCGCGACUGGGUGAAAGCGCUCGAUGAUCUGAACGCUGAGGGCUAUCGGCCCCAGCUCAUAUUCAUCGACACUGGACUAGUGACUCAACUAAACGACCUCAACCGGCGCAAUUUCAUUGACCUGUUUCGCGCCAUUGCCGAGUUCGAUGGGUAUCGAGCCGGUGAACUCAUGGUCGAACGAUGUCGUCAACCGGAUGCAGUGAUCGACCCAUAUUACUUCGCCCUGGGCAUGGAACAUCUGGUGCUAAAUAUCAAGUCUCGCACGUUUGCCCUCGGUAGCGUCAAAAUUGGAGAUGUACUGAGUGAUGUCCUAUCCAUGGUCCGUAAACAUCACGUUCGACUCGAGGGAGAUUUCGUCAACGUCGUUAUCUCGUGUCUUCUCCUUGAGGGCAUUGGACGUAAUCUAGAUCCCAAUCUCGAUCUUUUCAAGAGCUCCCUCCCCAUUCUACGAAAACUGGGAUCCAACACUACCGCUUUCAAAUCCGUCCGGUCCGGCGACAUGUCCAUGCUUCGCGUCUGGGUAGGGCUCGAGGCGCGCGGAUUGCUCCAAAGCAGCUUUGAAACCGUCGAGCAAUGUGUCAAAUACGAUCUCUUAUCGCCUAACAUAUGA
This is a messenger RNA of Aspergillus welwitschiae, 3906 nucleotides long. RefSeq names its product ABC1 kinase family protein. The record is from RefSeq and is a predicted model, not a curated record. Bases 1 to 3906 code for a protein of 1301 amino acids. Gene Ontology annotation, biological process: protein phosphorylation. Gene Ontology annotation, cellular component: mitochondrion. The transcript is spliced from 9 exons. NCBI's taxonomy places the organism in Eukaryota, Fungi, Ascomycota, Eurotiomycetes, Eurotiales, Aspergillaceae. Gene Ontology annotation, molecular function: ATP binding; protein kinase activity.